AUGAGGCCUUUGGAAGCCGCUUGGUAUCUUCUCCUGGUGUUGCUGGUGGCUCAGCGACUGCCUGAAUCAUCCUGCAUGGACAAUGACAAUUACCGGUACAGGCACUUCCUGAGCCAGCACUAUGACAAUCCCAAGAGCAGUUUUAGUGGCAAAUACUGCAAUGCCAUCAUGUCCAAGCGGGAUCUCACCAGGCCUGAGUGCAAAGACACAAAUACCUUCAUCCACGGCACCAAAAAAAAAAUCAAGGCUGUGUGCACAGAUGGUGGGGUUCCCUAUGGGGACCAGCAGCGAAGUAAAAACUACUUCAGAGUCACCACGUGCACCCUCCAGGGAAUCCCGACCCACCAUCCGUGCAAGUACAGAGAAAACACCACGCCCAGAUACAUCGUCAUUGGCUGUGAUGGUGACUGGCCCGUCCACUACGAUGAAAGCCAGAUUGUGACAACUGUUUGA
Messenger RNA from Hemicordylus capensis (graceful crag lizard), 453 nucleotides. RefSeq names its product angiogenin-like. Gene Ontology annotation, molecular function: nucleic acid binding. The record is from RefSeq and is a predicted model, not a curated record. Bases 1 to 453 code for a protein of 150 amino acids. The transcript has a single exon. Lineage: Eukaryota; Metazoa; Chordata; Lepidosauria; Squamata; Cordylidae.